CAACCUUGCAGAGGCAGGCCCACGAGUAAAAAGCAACACUUCUUAGGGACCGUACGUUUGUUGCUGUGGGCUGUUUCUUACAAUCACAGCUUCGUCUCCUAUCAUGAUUCUGAACGUGAUCGAGGGUUUCAUCCGGUUUUGAUGGUUCUUUUGUUGUGAAUUCUGAUGAGUGUCCGGCAAAUAACUGUCAAAAUCCUCCAUAGAACAGCCGCCACUCAACAUUCAAGAACGCUCAAAAACUUCCACUCCUUACAACAUGAACACCAAGUGUUUGAUAAAAUACCUCGACCUAAGGCUGUUUCCAUACACCACUCUAUGCUCACAUGUCUGCGCAAAAAUAGGAUCUUUGAAGCGCUAGGCAUCUUCAAGGAACAGUUUCAACUAGGUUCCAAUGGCAACAUUGAUGAAGCCACUUUUGCCAUUGCUCUCAAGGCUUGCCACGGGAACUCGGAACUCGGACGCCAAAUCCACGGCUUUGCUAUACCUUCUGGGUGGGUUUCCCAUGUCAGUGUCUCCAAUUCUUUGAUGAGCAUGUAUUGUAAGUCCGGGCUGUUCGAUGAAGCUUUGCGUAUCUUUGAGAAAUUGAAGAACCCUGACAUUGUUUCUUGGAACACGGUGCUUUCGGGAUUUGAGAAUGGCGAAGAUGCCUUCAGCUUUUCUAUUCAGAUGAACGUUUCUGGAAUCAUUUUUGAUGCUGUGACUUAUUGUACUAUUCUUGCGCAUUGUGCUGAUCACGAAGAGUUUCGUUUUGGAAUUCAGUUACACUCUCUUGUAAUAAAGUGCGGAUUUGAUUGUGACGUUUACGUUGGGAAUGCUCUGAUAACAAUGUAUUCAAAAUGGGGCCACGUAUUGGAAGCUGAAAGAGUGUUUGAUGAAAUGCCCAAAAAAGAUCUAGUCUCAUGGAAUGCAAUGCUUUCAGGAUACUCUCAAGAGGGAAAUUAUGGACCAGAAGCAAUUUGGCUUUUUAUGGAAAUGGUGAGGGAUGGAAUGAAACUGGAUCAUGUCUCUUUUACUAGUGCAGUUUCAGCUUGUGGAUUUGAGAGGAACUUGGAGCUUGGCAGACAGAUACACAGUUUGACCAUUAAAGAGGGAUAUUCAACACAUGCAUCAGUCUGUAAUGUUUUUAUGUCGAUGUAUUCCAAGUGUGAGGUUGUCAAAGAUGCAGCACUGGUUUUUGAGAGCAUGAUUCAUCGCAAUGUGGUCUCUUGGACUACAAUGCUCUCUUUAAAUGAAGAAGAUGCCAUGUUGCUCUUUAACGAGAUGAGGCUGGAUGGAGUUUAUCCAAACGAUGUAACAUUUGUGGGAUUGAUACAUGCCAUAACAACUAAGAAUUUAGUGGAACAAGGUCUAAUGGUUCAUGGGUUUUGUUCAAAAACUAGCUUUCUUUCAGAACUGAAUGUUGUUAAUAGCUUUAUUACCAUGUAUGCCAAAUUUGAGUUUAUGGACGACUCAAAGAAGAUCUUUAUGGAGCUUGAGCAUAGAGAUAUUGUAUCGUGGAAUGCUUUAAUUUCAGGGUAUUCCCAAAAUGGACGGGGCCAGGAAGCACUACAAGCAUUCUUGUUGGCAAUACGGGAGACGAAGCCAAAUCAUUUCACCUUUGGCAGUGUCUUAAGUGCAAUUGGAGCAACUGAGGGCAUAUCUUUAAAACAUGGCCAACAAUGCCACUGCUGUUUGAUGAAGCUUGGAUUGAACACUGAUCCAAUUGUUUCAGGUGCUCUCCUUGACAUGUAUGCAAAGCGUGGGAGCAUCUCUGAAUCUCGUAGAGUUUUUAAUGAGACGUCGGGAGGAAGCCAAGUUGCUUGGACAGCCAUAAUCAGUGCUUAUUCAAGACAUGGAAACUAUGAAUCAGUGAUGAGUCUGUUUAUGGAGAUGGAGAGGAGAGGUAUAACACCUGACUCAAUCACCUUCCUUUCUGUUCUAACUGCUUGUGGUCGAAAGGGAAUGGUUGAUAUGGGCCGGCAAAUAUUUGACUCAAUGGUUAAAGACCAUCUUAUUGAACCAUCCCCAGAGCAUUUUUCUUGCAUGGUAGACAUGUUGGGCCGUGUAGGGAGGCUGAAGGAGGCAGAAGAGUUUGUCCGUCAGAUUCAAGGAGGGCCCGGAUUGUCUGUUUUGCAGAGCUUGCUUGGUGCUUGUAGGAUACACGGAAAUGUGGAGAUGGGUAGCAGGGUAGCUCAAGCUUUGAUGGAGAUGGAGCCACAGGAAUCUGGUUCCUAUGUCCUAAUCUCAAACUUGUAUGCUGAGAAAGGUGAUUGGGAAAAGGUUGCAGAAAUAAGGAGAGGGAUGAGAAAUAAAGGGGUGAGGAAGGAAGUAGGAUUUAGUUGGGUGGAUGCUGGUGAUUCUUUGUGUCUGCAUGGGUUCUCAUCAGAGGAUAAGUCCCAUCCACAGUCUGAGGAGAUAUAUAGAAUGGCAGGGUACGUAGGAUCAGAAAUGAAGUUUUUGGUGAGAGAGAAACAGAAAGUAAGAGAAGAGAGUUUCUAGUAUUUAAAACUUCAGGAUUUAAAAAGAUGUAGCCUUCAGUAAAAAAGUGGUGACGAACGAGGAUUUUUGAGAAAGACGUCUGUUUGAUAGGAUAUUUAGAAUUUUGAUUUGUCAGUUUAUUUAGAAUUUUGAGUUAUAUUUUAGAUUGUUAUCAUUAUCUUUUAGUAGGUUUUAUCUUUUUGUCCUUUGUUUAGUAUAGGUGAUAUAAGGUUUCAUAUUUGUGUUACAGUUAGGAUGGAAUUCGCCUAUUUAGGCAAUAUGAUGUAUUCAAAAAAUUCACCACUUUUGAUUAUUGAAUACAGAAUUAUUGAUCUCUC
Diospyros lotus (date-plum) is the source of this 2795-nucleotide messenger RNA. RefSeq names its product pentatricopeptide repeat-containing protein At4g32430, mitochondrial. Bases 166 to 2478 code for a protein of 770 amino acids. Gene Ontology annotation, biological process: RNA modification. The record is from RefSeq and is a predicted model, not a curated record. Gene Ontology annotation, molecular function: protein binding; RNA binding. Gene Ontology annotation, cellular component: intracellular membrane-bounded organelle. The transcript has a single exon. Lineage: Eukaryota; Viridiplantae; Streptophyta; Magnoliopsida; Ericales; Ebenaceae.